Molecule: messenger RNA, 4032 nt
Organism: Ornithorhynchus anatinus (platypus)
Lineage: Eukaryota; Metazoa; Chordata; Mammalia; Monotremata; Ornithorhynchidae
Gene: BCAS3
Product: BCAS3 microtubule associated cell migration factor
Exons: 28
Coding region: 98-3052 (984 amino acids)
Biological process (GO): autophagy; response to starvation
Cellular component (GO): cytoplasm
Molecular function (GO): protein binding
Source: RefSeq, a predicted model, not a curated record
UCCCCCCGGGUGUGGAGGGGGGGGGGCGACUCCAAACAGUGCAGCUCGGAGCCGGACGGCGGCGGCGGCGGCCGGAGGAGGCGCCCUGACAGCAGCCAUGGCCACGGAAUCGCCUCGUCGACCGAGCCGUUGUACCGCUGGAGUUGUGGUUCGUCCCCAAGCUGUAACGGAGCAGUCGUACAUGGAGAGUGUCGUGACUUUUUUACAAGAUGUCGUGCCCCAGGCUUACAGCGGUUCACCUCUUACAGAAGAGAAGGAGAAAAUAGUCUGGGUCAGAUUUGAAAAUGCAGAUUUAAAUGAUACAUCAAGGAAUAUGGAAUUUCAGGAAAUUCACAGUACUGGAAAUGAACCGCCUCUGCUGGUCAUGAUUGGAUACAGUGAUGGGAUGCAGGUCUGGAGCAUACCUAUCAGCGGUGAGGCGCAGGAACUCUUUUCCGUUCGACAUGGCCCCGUUCGAGCUGCUCGGAUCUUGCCGGCUCCUCAGAUCGGUCCUCAGAAGUGCGACAGCUUUUCAGAGAAGAGGCCUCUGCUUGGUGUGUGUAAGAGCAUCGGUUCUUCUGGCACGAGUCCUCCAUUCUGUUGUGUCGACCUGCACUCCUUGCGCACGGGGGAGAUGGUCAAAUCCAUUCAGUUCAAGACGCCCAUCUACGAUCUCCACUGCAACAAAAGGAUCCUGGUGGUUGUCCUGCAAGAGAAAAUCGCCGCUUUUGACAGCUGCACUUUCACAAAAAAAUUCUUUGUCACAAGCUGCUAUCCUUGUCCAGGGCCAAACAUGAAUCCUAUUGCUCUUGGGAACCGCUGGCUUGCUUAUGCAGAGAACAAGCUGAUCCGGUGCCAUCAGUCCCGUGGCGGAGCCUGUGGUGACAACAUUCAGUCGUACACUGCGACGGUCAUUAGCGCGGCCAAAACUCUGAAGACUGGACUGACAAUGGUUGGUAAAGUGGUGACUCAGCUGACAGGGACACUUCCUUCAGGCGUGACAGAAGAGGACGUCGCCUCCCACAGUAAUACCCGGCGAAGUCCUCUGGUUCCAGGAAUCAUCACAGUUAUUGACACGGAGACCGUUGGAGAAGGGCAGGUACUUGUGAGUGAAGAUUCUGACAGCGAUGGAAUUGUGGCUCAUUUUCCUGCCCAUGAGAAGCCAGUCUGCUGUAUGGCUUUUAAUACAAGCGGAAUGCUGUUGGUCACAACAGACACUCUAGGCCACGAUUUCCACGUUUUCCAAAUUCUGACUCAUCCGUGGUCCUCAUCGCAAAGUGCGGUCCAUCACUUGUACACUCUUCACAGAGGAGAGACUGAAGCGAAAGUGCAGGAUAUCUGCUUCAGCCACGACUGCCGCUGGGUGGUGGUCAGUACACUCCGGGGGACCUCGCACGUCUUCCCGAUCAACCCCUACGGCGGCCAGCCCUGCGUCCGUACUCACAUGUCCCCCCGGGUCGUGAACCGCAUGAGCCGCUUUCAGAAAAGCGCGGGCCUGGAAGAGAUUGAGCAAGAGCUGACGUCAAAGCAAGGAGGUCGCUGUAGUCCCGUCCCUGGGUUGUCAAGUAGCCCCUCUGGAUCACCUCUCCACGGGAAACUGAACAGCCAAGAACCCUACAACAACUUCACCAACAACAACCCUGGCAACCCUCGGCUCUCACCUCUCCCCAGCUUGACGGUGGUUGUCCCUCUUGCGCAGAUCAAGCAGCCGAUGACUUUGGGGACCAUCACCAAACGCACAGGACCAUAUCUGUUUGGAGCGGGGUGUUUUUCCAUAAAAACCCCAUGCAAAACGAAACCACCUCCCCAGAUCUCACCAAGCAAAUCAGUGGGAGGAGAAUUUUGUGUGGCGGCAAUCUUUGGGACAUCGAGAUCAUGGUUUGCAAAUAAUCCAGGUCUGAAGCGAGAUAAAGAUCAGUCCAAGCAGUUCGUGGUUGAAUCCCUGUACAUUAUCAGCUGUUACGGGACCCUGGUGGAGCACAUGGUGGAGCCUCGACCGCUCAGCACAGCCCCCAAGAUUAGCGACGACACGCCCCUGGAGAUGAUGACCUCGCCUCGGGCCAGCUGGACCCUGGUUAGAACCCCGCAGUGGAAUGAACUGCAACCGCCAUUUAAUGCAAACCAUCCUCUGCUCCUCGCUGCAGAUGCAGUUCAGUAUUAUCAGUUUCUGCUCGCUGGCUUGGUCCCCCCUGGAAGUCCUGGGCCCAUUACUCGACACGAAUCCUACGACAGCUUAGCCUCUGAUCACAGUGGACAGGAGGAUGAAGAAUGGCUUUCUCAGGUGGAAAUUGUGACCCAUACCGGACCCCACCGACGUCUAUGGAUGGGCCCACAGUUCCAGUUCAAAACCAUCCAUCCCUCAGGCCAAACCACCGUCAUAUCUUCCAGCUCUUCCGUGCUACAGUCACAUGGCCCAAGUGAUACCCCACAGCCUCUUCUCGAUUUUGAUACAGAUGAUCUGGACCUCAAUAGCCUCAGGAUCCAGCCGGUCCGAUCUGAUCCAGUCAGCAUGCCAGGGUCCUCCCGCCCAACUUCAGAACGCAGAGGAGUUUCCACGAUGAUUGAUGCUGCCUCAGGUGCCUUUGAUCGGAGCGUGACCCUCCUGGAAGUCUGCGGGAGUUGGCCGGAGAGCUUCGGCCUGCGUCACAUGGCCUCCAUUGAACACACAGAGGAGGGGCUACGGGAGCGGCUGGCCGAUGCCAUGUCCGAGUCCCCGAGCCGAGACGUCGUGGGAUCGGGAACAGGUGCACAAGCAGGUUCUUCGAUGAUGCUGCAGGCCAAGCCCAAGCCCAAGCAAGCUCCCUGCCCCCAAGACUGUGCCUCCACAUUGGUAAGAACAGCUUUGGCCAAAAGCUCAGACCCAGCCCUUGAAGUAGCAGUUAAAAACAUCCCCCCAGAGAGGCACAUGGCUGGGAAAUGUUUGGAGCUCCAGCGCGAGGGAAGCAUCGAGACUCUGAGUAACAGCUCGGGCUCCACCAGCGGCAGUAUUCCCCGCAACUUCGAUGGCUACAGAACCCCCCUCCCGACUAACGAGAACCAGCCUCUCAGCCUCUUCCCCACGGGGCUCCCUUAGCACCCUCGGCCGCCUGACCUGGCCGGGGGCCUUUCCAGCAGUGCCAGCUCCAAAGGGAAGGUGACCCCUGCCCCCCCAGGCUUCCAGCUGGGAUGGGGCAGGAUAAGGGGGUCAGGCCUCACUCAUCCAAGGCCUCCAUUGGGGCCUGAGCAUUUCCAGGCUGGGCUGAAAAGAGCAGAGGUUCUGAGCUGGUCCAGAGCAAUCCCCACCCCCCAUCGGCUCUGAGCCGGCUGGCUGCCGGAAGCCCACUUGCUACCCUGAGCCCCAGCCUUCUCUCUGCCCCCCAACCACCCCGCCUAGGAACCCUGCCCUCACAGCGAGUAGUCGGCCCCCUGGCCUCCUGCCCUUUGCCAGGGAGCACCCGGCUUGGCUCCCAAGCAUCAGCUCUUCUUCCUCCCACCAUCUCCCCCUCCUGCCUCUGUACGGAUGAGCUGUGGAACCUGCUUCCUGUUACAGUAGUGAGGAAGAGAGGCAGCCUCUGAGCGAGUCUGAAAGCUGGAUGACUUUUUUUUCUGCUCCUCCCAAGCAUCGGGGAGAAGACCAGAGCUCGGUGACCUAUUCGCAUGCGGUGUGAGCCCCCCGGCCACCGUGUGUGUUUGUAAAGAGGAGAGUGAGGCGCGCCAUAGCCGGGGCCUGGGGAAGCCCCAGGGGUCCAGGAGAACUCAGAUCCAGCUAGGCCUGAACAGUAAGCUGGCCCACGAUCUCCUCUGCUUCCAUGUCCUCCUCGCUCCUUCUCCAGACUGUUGCUUUUGCUGCUUUUCCUCCCGCCCCCGAGAGGAACUGAAGUUGAAGUGCCAUCAGAAGAGGGGACAAGAAGGAGCUGCUGGUUUUGACUAAUGGAAAGGAUGAUCUUUCUUGCUGUCCCCGCUUUCUCCUUACCCUGUAUAAAAUGCAACUCUCUCCUCUAGUGAAAGAAACCAUGUCCGUGGAAACUCUGUCAAGAAAUGCACGCCUCAUUAAAUAAAUCGAAUUCAAAUUGA